AUGGACGGUUUUCCGGAUCAUGAACAGCCCGUCUCUGAGGACCAGAUCGUGCAUGUCGAACAAAUUAUGGAUGGUUGUCCGGACCAUCAACAGCCCGUCUCUGAAGACCAGAUUGUGGAAAUGGAUAUCAGCCACAACAGGCUUCUCUACACAGUAGACAAGCCCCCUUCACCUCUGUUCUGGCCCAUCUAUGGAAUUCAGCAAGCGCUGCUUGGAAUAACAGGAGCUUUAUCAGCUGCCGUGUUGAUAACCAAUCGAAUUGGUGCUGAUGAACUACCGGAAGUGAGAGUCACUGCAGGAACAUGUGGAAGGAAACGGACAUCUCCUUGGAAGAUACGGAUGAGAGAGAUCCAGGGCAACCUGAUGUUGGCAUCUGGAACUCAGUUUCUUCUUGGCAUCUCGGGAAUCCUUGGAUUCAUAAUGAAGUUCAUCGGGCCGCUGACAGUAGCGCCAUGUGUGACAACCUUGGGGAUGACGCUCUGUGGGUACAUGAUACCACUGUGCGAACAGCACUGGGGCAUCGCCAGCAUGUCAAUACUUCUCAUCCUACUGUUUUCGCUGUUUCUCGUCAAAGUGAAACUUCCGUUUCCAGCGUGUAAUGGAGAGAAGAAGUGCCACGUUAUUCGGUACCCUUUGUUUCAGCUCAAUGCCAUGCUUUUAGCAAUGGCUGCAUCAUUCCUCGUAUGUCACGUGCUGACUGUGACAGACACGUUACCUAGCAACUCCACCAUGUAUGGCCACAUGGCUAGAACAGAUGUCAGACUGAGUGCCCUCCACGACGCAGGAUGGUUUUACAUUCCUUUACCAUUUAAAUAUGGACCACCAACUAUCAGUGGAUCGGGUUAUGUGUCCAUGCUAACUAUCACCAUGACAGUUGUGAUUCAACUUCCUGGCGUCUAUCAAGCAGUUGCUCUUGGAACAGAAGUUCCUUCCCCACCCUCUCACGCCAUCAACAGAGGUUUGGCAGUGGACGGGUUGUCUGGUGCUGUGGGCGGUAUGCUAGGGGGAGUGUGUGCUAGUGUUGUGUACGUCCAAAGCCUUGGAGUUAUCGCCGUCACAAAGGUGGCCAGCCGAGCUGUGUUCGUGACGGCUGCCUUCCUCGCCAUCCUGAUGGGCGUUAUUGGCAAGUUCGGAGCGGUCUUUUCUCUUAUUCCCGACCCUGUGAUUGGUGGAUUUGGUUUGGUGACAAUGAGCAUGGUAAUUGCUGUGGGCGUGUCCAUGUUCCGAUUGGUGAAUCUCUCAUCCUCCCGGAAUCUGAUGAUCAUAGGCUUCUCCUUGGCUCUGGGCCUGCUGCUGCCGGACUGGGUGGCCAAGAACGACAACUCCAUCAAUACAGGAAGUAAGGAAUUUGACCAAGUCAUCGUCAUUCUGCUGUCCACCCCUAUGUUUGUGUCCAGUUUUGUUGGCUGCGCCCUUGAUAAUCUAGCUCCAGGUACACCAGAAGAACGAGGCCUCUCAAGAAAGCAAGACAAGUCAUCAAGUCAAGAUGUAUGUACAGAUGACCCCUACAAGCUGCCAUACAUUUCAUCGCUCCUCAGCAGAGUCCGCUGUUGUGUUUUCCUCCCGAUAUCGCCCGCAUAUGACCCUGACAUCUCGUGUAGACAAUGUCAGAGGAGGAAACGGAAUCCCUCCCAGUUUGCAGCUGACAACCCCGUGGUGUUGACUGGCUUGGAUACGGGUACCGAGGACCGAGUGUUAUAG
This is a messenger RNA of Haliotis rubra (blacklip abalone), 1701 nucleotides long. Its product is annotated as solute carrier family 23 member 2-like. The coding region runs from base 1 to 1701 and encodes 566 amino acids. The transcript has 10 exons. Gene Ontology annotation, biological process: transmembrane transport. Gene Ontology annotation, molecular function: transmembrane transporter activity. Gene Ontology annotation, cellular component: membrane. The record is from RefSeq and is a predicted model, not a curated record. NCBI's taxonomy places the organism in Eukaryota, Metazoa, Mollusca, Gastropoda, Lepetellida, Haliotidae.